AUGGAAAGACCCGGAAAAUCAGAACUACUGUUCAACUACAUCCAGCCGGCGAAUCAGCUGACGAAGGGAUCAGACUACUCGCUGUUCAAGGAGAACAUAGAGCCCUCGUGGGAGGAUGCGGCCAACAAGAAUGGGGGCAGAUGGAUAGUCACAAUCAACAAGGCCAAAGUGGAUGAGAAAACCAACAUCGACAAGUACUGGCUCGAAACGGUGCUGCUGUUGAUUGGGGAGGGCUUCGAGGACUGUCUGGGGGAUCUGGUGGUGGGGGCAGUGGUGAGCAUAAGGGGCAAGUACAACAGAGUGGCCGUGUGGAUCACCACCACAGACAAGGACGCCACAAACUCCAUCGGAGAGACAUUCAAGAACAGACUGAAGAUCCCCACCGGCACCAGCAUACACUUCCAGACGCACAAAGAUGCGCAGCACCAGACGAGUAGUGCAAUGAGGCACAUGUACGUCUUAUGACGUCACACCACCACACACUCACACUUGAACCAACCCAACCCCCCCCCUCCAUCUACAACCCCACAAUGACCCACUUCUGUUUGAGACAACGGACAACAUGCUGCGAGAAAAGAGAGAGAAGAGAGAGAUGUGUGAAGAUCUACAGAUGAAGAAGAUCAGUUAUUAUUUUGUGGGCUGUUCAAUUGAGAGGGAGUUGGUUUAAACUAUUUGCCAUCGUUUCUGUUUCUUACUCGCAUCCAUCGUGUGUUGCCCAGACACUUGAAACGAAAAGACAAGAAAAGAAAGGAAGAGACGACGGAAAAAGCAGCAGCAGACUCGAUUCUCCACUAAAACUACAAAAACUAAUUUGAUGAUGAUGGUGGUUUGCUAUAUAAUGAUAUAUAAUGCAGUCAGUACUGUACAAAGGCAGUGUGGCACAGUUUAUGUGCAGCACAACCAAUUGUAUAGCACUAUAUUUUGUACAUUGCAACAUAGUGUGCUUAAUUUGAUUUGAUUGAAGCGAAAUCGGUUUAAAAAAUAGAAGCAAGAUGUGAAGUAUUUUGGGCUCAGUUAAGUCAACUACACAUCCACUCAACAAUACUUUACGACUAUUAUGGAUGGAAGUCAAUGAACUUUCUUAAAAAAUGCUAUCAAAAGAUAGAAAAGGGUUUAUUUCUUCUGCUAUGCUUCCCAAAUGAAUACUUCAGUUAACUUGGCCAAAACGCUUGAAUCUGAUGGUUGAAAUUAAUUACUACGAAAUGUAAUUUAAACAAACUAUUGCAAGAUUGGGGCGUAUUUCAGAUCAGCGCAUCAAAUACCUGACGAUCAAAUCAGAUACGUCCAAAUAUAAAUGAAAUAGUCGAGUAGACAAUGAAUACUUGAUGCUAAAUGCCCACUUGCAAUGAACAUGUUGAUUACACACUAGAGUGGCGAGUGAUCUAUGAUUGUGAAUUAUUCUAACAUGAGCUGGCAUCAUUUGGAAGAACAAAGAAACUCCCAACAAAAGUUAUAGUGUUUUAUUUUUAUUUUGUUGUUUACAUUAAAUUAUUGUUUGUUGUUCUCAAAGAAUUAAGAAGCAAUUCUACUCCUUGUGCUAUUUGUACAGACCUUGUUUCCACCACCCCCCCCCUCUCUCUCUCUCUCUCUCUCUCCCUCAAAUGAAAUCCCCCUCAAUAGCGGCCCUGUCAUAGCUGAAGAGGGAGAAUAUCUA
Messenger RNA from Symsagittifera roscoffensis, 1654 nucleotides. RefSeq names its product eukaryotic translation initiation factor 4E-like. Gene Ontology annotation, molecular function: RNA 7-methylguanosine cap binding; translation initiation factor activity. Bases 1 to 465 code for a protein of 154 amino acids. NCBI's taxonomy places the organism in Eukaryota, Metazoa, Xenacoelomorpha, Acoela, Convolutidae. Gene Ontology annotation, biological process: translational initiation. Gene Ontology annotation, cellular component: eukaryotic translation initiation factor 4F complex; cytoplasm. The record is from RefSeq and is a predicted model, not a curated record. The transcript has 5 exons.